This is a messenger RNA of Peromyscus leucopus (white-footed mouse), 2039 nucleotides long. It is a transcript of the gene Rmnd1, whose product is annotated as required for meiotic nuclear division 1 homolog. The transcript has 12 exons. The coding region runs from base 279 to 1625 and encodes 448 amino acids. The record is from RefSeq and is a predicted model, not a curated record. Gene Ontology annotation, biological process: positive regulation of mitochondrial translation. NCBI's taxonomy places the organism in Eukaryota, Metazoa, Chordata, Mammalia, Rodentia, Cricetidae.
GGCUCCUGCGGCGGCCGCGUGCGCGCGGGGCUCUGCGGUCUUCCUCUCCGCGCACAGGUCAGUGCUUCGCGCUUCCCCAGCCCGGGAGGCCGGGGAGGAGGUGUGGGCUUCGGCCGGGGCCCGCAGGUGUUAGCCGGGUCGUCGCAGCACCCAGGACAAAACACUCCUGACCCCUGCCUGGUUGGAGUCGGGGCGUUAGUGGUAGCGGCCAAGAUGCAUGAAGUCACCCCUGAGCUUGGGAAUUGGAAGACGUGGCUCGCAAAGCCUGAGAUGUGGUCAUGCCAGCCAGACUUCUCCAAACCCUGGCCUCUCUACACAGUGCAUCAUCCAAGGCACGUCGGUGCAAGAGACUUUCUCAGCUUCCUUUAAAACCGCUUACGGAAUCUGAACAUACAGCAUGCCACAACACCCUGAAAAUACAGCGACAUUUAGGUUCAUUCUUUCCUAGUGUACCAGCUGAGAGUUUGAACAAGCCGAAGAUCCUGGAAAUAAGCCGGAUGAUCUCAAACGCAAGCAGACCCUUUCCAUUAACUGCUGUCCAUUGUCGGGAUGGAAAAGCACACCUACCAACCAUGCGCCCCUUUGGGACUCCCAGGAUAGAGACCCAUAAACCAGAUCUGUUAUGUUCUAAGUGGUUUAUAAAAACAGUAAAAAGGCAUUACUCUAUAUCAACUGAAACACUUGUUCCAAAAGACCUUCCACAGAUCAAGAGGCCCCUGAAGGCAUCCCGGACGCGUCAGCCAUCCAGGACCAACCUUCCAGACCUAUCUGUGAAUGAGGACCUGAUGCAGUGCACAGCGUUUGCAACAGCAGAUGAGUAUCACCUGGGAAGCCUGUCGCAAGAGCUGACCUCCUGUGGCUAUGUGGAAGUGACGAGCCUGCCCAGAGAUGCAGCAAAUAUUUUGGUGAUGGGUGUGGAGAACGCUGCAAAGGAAGGUGACCCCGGGACAAUAUUCCUGUUCAGGGAAGGAGCUACUGUGUUCUGGAAUGUGAAAGACAAGACUGUGAAGCACGUGAUGCAGGUUCUGGAGAGACACGAAACCCAGCCCUACGAAGUGGCUCUGGUUCACUGGGAGAAUGAAGAGCUGAACUACAUGAAAACAGAGGGGCAGUCCAAGCUGCACCGAGGGGAGAUCAGGCUAAACUCGGGGCUGGACAUGGAUGACUCCAUUCUAGAAAAGUUUGCUUUCUCCAACGCUCUGUGCCUCUCAGUGAAGCUGGCUAUUUGGGAAGCAACGCUGGACAAAUUUAUUGAGUCUAUUCAGUCCAUUCCAGAGGCACUAAAAGCUGGGAAGAAGGUCAGACUGUCUCAUAAAGAAGUUAUGCAGAAAAUGGGUGAGCUCUUUGCCCUCAGGCACCGUAUAAACUUGAGUUCAGAUUUCUUGAUGACUCCUGACUUCUACUGGGACAGAGCAAACCUGGAGGAGCUUUAUGAUAAGACCUGCCAAUUUCUCAGCAUCACUCGAAGAGUUAAGGUCAUGAAUGAAAAACUUCAACACUGCAUGGAACUAACAGACCUAAUGCGGAAUCACCUGAAUGAGAAGAGGGCACUCCGCCUGGAGUGGAUGAUCGUCAUCCUCAUCACCAUCGAGGUAAUGUUUGAGCUGGGAAGAGUGUUUUUCUGAUCUUGUGAAAAUGAGAAGAACAUUACUGGAAGAGAUAAUUCAAGUUCUGCAACUGAAAAAAAAUCAGCAUUCACUUCUGGUGAAUUCUUCACAAUAGGUAUUUAAUGCUUUAAAUCAACUGUCAGUGGGCAUGGGACACACACCUGUAAUCCCAGAACUCUGAAAGCUGAAGCAGGCAGAUGCCUUCCAGCCUUGCACUGCACAGGAAACCCAGCUGAGGGGAGCUGACUGUGGUGUUGCACACCAGUCUCAACACUUGGAAAGCAGAGGCAGAGGACUGCCCCAAGUUUGAAGCCAACUGUAACACAGCAGGACUCUGUCUCAAAACAAAUCAUAAUGACCUUUUGUUUUGUUGUCCAAAUAAAAACUAUGAAUAUGAUGUUUGGGUCAACAUCCUGAAAGUUCAAAAGGAAA